AUGCAUUCGAUACAUUCUACCAUUGACCUACCAACGGUUACCGAGAUUGAGGCGUCAACCGAUGUCCUUAGUAUACGAACAAAUGCCAUUAAAGUGGUUCGAGUGAAGGAACGCUUCGCGGUCAAGAUCGGAUAUGCAAUUCCACCUUUAGAAGCAAAGAACAUGAGUAUUGUUGCUGCCAACAGCAGGAUUUCUGUGCGAAAGGUUUACGCCAACUUUGUCGAUCCAGAAACCCAGAAAAGAUACAUCGUUAUGGAUUUCAUCCCUGGGCCAGAUAACAACCCAAUUAUUUCUGGGCCAACCAAGGAUCAAGAACAGAUGAACCGAGGAAUAUUCGAAAAGCUGGGCCAAACACAGUCACCGCACUACAUUCGCUUAUUGCAAGAAAUGAUCAAUCGCACUCUCAAGAACUGCACGUUUUCCAAGGUUGUAUAA
Penicillium samsonianum is the source of this 435-nucleotide messenger RNA. RefSeq lists its product as uncharacterized. The transcript has a single exon. Bases 1 to 435 code for a protein of 144 amino acids. Lineage: Eukaryota; Fungi; Ascomycota; Eurotiomycetes; Eurotiales; Aspergillaceae. The record is from RefSeq and is a predicted model, not a curated record.